AUGUUCAGCGUGCAGAACUCGCACAGCACCUGGCAGCAGAUCCAGCACGGGGAUAUGGGUGAGGGGACGUCGCUGCGGGAAGAGAAGCAAGAUGGGCAUGGGCAGAGAAGCGAGAUGGGCAUGGGCGGAGAAGAGAGGGUUCCUGAUGCCCUCACAAUUACACCGCGGGACACUCCAAAUUUUGUGUCAUUAGACCAGAGCAUCUGGACGAAGAUAGACCGGGAUUAUUUCGACGAAUGGCUUGAUGCUGCCCUCCGCAACUCGGGGUUCAGUAUUGACCUGAUGAAGGCAGGGAUUGUGACAGGAGAACUCGUCCCGCUAGUGUGGGUUAGCUCUCUGCCCAGUGCAGAGCGAUUGACUGCUGUGCUGGAUGACCUGUCAAAGGGAGCCGAAGAGUCAUCACAAGGGCUUCAAAAGUUCAAGGCUGCUGUCUUAAGUGCGAUUGAUCACAUCUCCAUUGCAGACGAUUUUGCUGUUCAUCAGCAGAACUGUCCAUAUCUAUCCAGACCAUGGCUAUCUGACGAUGAGGGAUUGUCCAAGUCACAGCAAUUAGAGCCAUGGGUGGAUCCCACGGCGAUCGCUUCAGCCUUCAUGAAGACGCUUCUGGUUGAUGGAGAGCUUUACCAAUCAAGACUGGUCUGGCUGAAACAGCAGCUGGCAGUGUUACACGAACUCAUAGUCCAAGAUCAUGCCAAGUUGACUCACCGAAGGGCAACUAUUCUUGCCCAAUGGUGGACGUAUCUUGGCUGGAAUCAAGACAAGUUGCAUCAUCUUGAUAGUGACUUGACCUUGAUACAUCGCAUCGAUAGUCACCGCAGGCACGCCCUGGCGUACACAGUUGGGGCAUUGCAGACACUGCAGGAGCUGAACAACCAAAUUCAAGACUCUCUGCAAACAGCGCAGCAUCCUGCAUUCACGGGCUACAUCAUACCUGUCAGGCUGCAGUCGAGGAGCAUUCAGACAUGUCUUGAACGACUGAAGAGGGUAGCGAAAGGAGAGAGGAAAACGACGGCCAUGAAAAGGAUUUCAGCUGUACCGCUCGAUGGGUGCCGAUGA
Molecule: messenger RNA, 1056 nt
Organism: Laetiporus sulphureus 93-53
Lineage: Eukaryota; Fungi; Basidiomycota; Agaricomycetes; Polyporales; Laetiporaceae
Exons: 3
Coding region: 1-1056 (351 amino acids)
Source: RefSeq, a predicted model, not a curated record